AUGGCCUCCCAACGGCGCGUUCGGUUAACGAUGAUCGCCGUCGUCGUGAUCAUCUUCAUGUUCUUCUAUUACUCGGGUGAAGCCAGCAAGAUCCAAAACCAAGAAUUCUACCAAUCAACCCUAAAAGCCAUGCGAGCGAAGGAAGCCGCCAAGAAAGAAACGCCGCAACAGCCCAUAGUCCGACCUGGCGAGAAUGCCCAGGGCGCACCGGCGGGUAGCGCCAAUAUCGAGAGGCCGGCUGUGCCGGCGGCAAAGGAUAAGGUUGUCGCUGGGACGCCGGAGAUGGAGGAUAUUCCGAUCGCGGGGCGGACGAAGAUGACUGUCCCGAAGAAUAAGGAUCAGGGUGUACAGGAUUCAUCGCGGGGGUCUGAGAAGACCGAAGAGGAGGUGGUUGAUCAUACGGAGGCGAAAAGUGAGCUUAAUGAUAUUCUUAAGCGGGCUCCUGUGAUCAUCUUCUCCAAAUCUUACUGCCCCUACAGCAAACGAGCGAAGCACAUCCUCCUCGACCGAUACUCCAUUUCCCCGAAGCCGUUCGUUGUUGAGCUGGACCAACACCCCAUUGGACCGGGCUUGCAGGAUCUCCUGGCGCAAAACACGGGUCGCCGCACCGUCCCGAAUGUUCUGGUCAAUGGAAAGAGUAUCGGUGGCGGCGACGACAUUGCUGCUCUGGAUCAAAGCGACGAGCUGGCAUCGACGCUGCGACAGAUGGGCGGCAAGUGGAUUUCCGACAUCAAGGCAGUGCCAGUGGCAGCUGAGGCGGCGCUUUAA
Messenger RNA from Penicillium argentinense, 768 nucleotides. Its product is annotated as glutaredoxin. Gene Ontology annotation, cellular component: Golgi lumen; fungal-type vacuole; cytoplasm. Lineage: Eukaryota; Fungi; Ascomycota; Eurotiomycetes; Eurotiales; Aspergillaceae. Gene Ontology annotation, molecular function: glutathione disulfide oxidoreductase activity. The transcript has 3 exons. The record is from RefSeq and is a predicted model, not a curated record. The coding region runs from base 1 to 768 and encodes 255 amino acids. Gene Ontology annotation, biological process: cellular response to oxidative stress.